ACUCGUGCUAAAACACUGUUACUUAUUACUUUAUAUAAAGAACACGAAGAAAUGUUCAAUAAUCCUAAGAUGUCUGCGAAACAGUGUUGGAAUAAUAUUUCCAAGAAAAUGAAAGAUGCAGGAUAUCAUAUAUCUGGAAUUAAAUGUACUACUAAAUUCCAGUGUUUAAAAAGAACAUAUAAAUCUGUUACUGAUCAUAAUAAAAAAUCAGGAAAUAAUAGGAGGAAAUGGGAAUAUUAUGAGGUUAUGCAUGAGAUAUUUGGAACAAAACCUUGGGUUGAACCAAUAGCAACAGCUGGAAGUAGCGUUAAUACUUCUGCUAAUAUUAAUGAUACUACAAAUAAUACAGAGAACAAUGACGCAAUAAAAUCAGUGCCAAAGAAACGAAAAAUUCAAAACGCAGUAGAAGAUUAUUUAGAAAAAUCUUUAGAAAUGAAAGCAGAAAAAGAGAUAAAUGCUAAAAAAAGACAUGAAGAAAAAAUGACUCGUCUAACAAGUAUUGAAAAUUUAAUAACAGAAAUACUGUUCAUUUGA
Messenger RNA from Nylanderia fulva, 534 nucleotides. Lineage: Eukaryota; Metazoa; Arthropoda; Insecta; Hymenoptera; Formicidae. The record is from RefSeq and is a predicted model, not a curated record.